AUGCUUAAACUUUAUACUGUAUUUUUAGAUGGUCCGGGUAACGAAACGUUCUUCAAUACUCUCAUUAAAUCUACGGCAUGCUGUUCUAAAUACCAAAAAGGCGAAGAUUCUGAUGAUAAUGUUGAAACAGAAUUGGAAAGUUUAUUUGGAGAUGUUUCCGAUGCUGACGACCCAACUUAUCGCCUGCCAAUUUUCUCUCACCAACUGGAAAACGAAAAUUCCAACAAUCUUGUAACAUUAGAAGAUUUACUAGGAAACAAAGAAAAUUUUAAUGCUGAAAAGUUUGAUGUCGAGCACAUACAGAACAAUAUUGAAGUUUUUGACCAAGGUUAUGAACAACAUCGCGAAAUUACAGCUAUAAUUGAAGAUAUUUUGGAUGAGGUUUUUAAAAAAGCUUGGUUACUUAUUGAACCGUUAAAAAGAUGGCGAAAAUCAGACCCAAGCAGUUGGGCUCGUAAUGUAGUUAAGAAAAGACGAGCAGAUGGUUUGCCUUAUAAAUCCAAAGCUAACAUCAGACCAGCUAAGGUACCAAAAGAGAUAGAUUGCUCCAAGUGUCAAUUUAAGUGUACUGAUGUCUUUGAUACUACUGAUAGAGAUAAGUUUUGUAGAUUCUUUUGGAACUUAGAUUUUCUGGGCAGAAAGAAUUUCAUUUUAGCCAAUGUUACCAUUCAAAUGCCAAAAAGAGUUCUCUCUGUGCGUAAUCGACGUCGUCCAGAAAAAAAAUAUACAAAGAAGUGUUUCUUUACUAAACAAAAUUUAAAAAAACAGGUAUGUCAGAAAUUUUUUUGUAAUACUUUAAGUAUUUCUCCUGCAGUAAUAACUGAUGCAAUCAAUAAACGGAAUGACAUGAACUGUUUUGAUGUAAAUGACCAAAGAGGUGCACACGAACCAGUUAAUAAAAUGAAACCUGACAUUAUCCAAGGAAUAAAAAAACACAUAGAAUCAUUUCCUUGUAUGGAAGCCCAUUAUAGUAGAAAAGACACCAAACGUAGGUAUUUAGAUAAAAAUCUUAAUAUUCGAAGGAUGUAUUUAUUGUACAAAGAUGAGUGUUUAAAAAAUGGUUCUGAGCCAGCUUCUGAAAUAACAUACCGUAGAAUAUUUUCAAAAGAGUAUAAUCUGAGUUUUUUCGUGCCCAGGAAAGAUCAAUGCUUAAUAUGCACUAAUUAUGCUAAAGCAGAUACAGAGAAAAAAAGAGAACUUGAAGAUGACUACCUAGCUCACCAAGAAAGAAAGAAAAUUUGCAAUCGAGAAAAAGAGAAGGAUAAAGUUAGAUCAAACACAGAUGAGCAUUUUAGCUCUGUAACAUUUGAUUUGCAAGCAGUACUUCAAAUACCUGCCAGCGACGGGGAGGACAGAAAAAUUUAUUUCAACUAUUACAUGAGCGACGAAUUUAACGUAAUGGAUAUUGGAGACAAUCCAUCAACUUUCCAAUUAGAUGGCGCGCAGAAUCACAACUAUUCAACAAGGAAGAAGAAACGACUUACUGAAAAUGAUUUACCUGUAAGUUAUCGAUUUCCAGAUCAAUUAAACUGCCUUUAUAAAGAGCCACUUAAAAUAAGCGCGGCCAAGAAAAAAGAUCUUUUAAAUCUAUGUAGGAAAGGCAUCAUACCAGAGGAAGUUCACGGUUGGUUUGAAAAUUUAAAUGUUGACAGUCAAGCUAUUGAUAAAUUGCCAGAACCAGCAGUAGAUGAAACUGUAAGUGGAGAAGAAGAGUGA
Molecule: messenger RNA, 1716 nt
Organism: Parnassius apollo (apollo)
Lineage: Eukaryota; Metazoa; Arthropoda; Insecta; Lepidoptera; Papilionidae
Source: the annotation of a GenBank genome assembly